Punctularia strigosozonata HHB-11173 SS5 is the source of this 390-nucleotide messenger RNA. RefSeq names its product COX5A-domain-containing protein. Gene Ontology annotation, biological process: mitochondrial electron transport, cytochrome c to oxygen. NCBI's taxonomy places the organism in Eukaryota, Fungi, Basidiomycota, Agaricomycetes, Corticiales, Punctulariaceae. Bases 1 to 390 code for a protein of 129 amino acids. The record is from RefSeq and is a predicted model, not a curated record. The transcript has a single exon. Gene Ontology annotation, cellular component: mitochondrial inner membrane.
AUGUUACGCACUCGUAUGCUCGUUGCCGCUGUGCGAGCCCGUCCUGCAUCUCGCACUCCCCACGUCCUCACCCAGCUCACUCAAGUCCGUCACUCCUCGGGCGAGCAUGGCCAGGAGACGUUUGAGGCCUUUACCGAGCGCUACGUCAACUUCUUCCAAAACGCGCAGGACCUUUUCGAGGUCCAGCGUGGCCUGAACAAUUGCUUCUCGCAUGACUUGGUUCCCGCCCCUACCGUCUGCGAAGCCGCACUCCGCGCUGCCCGACGCGUAGACGACUACGCGACUGCUGUUCGCGUUUUCGAGGGUAUCCGGGAGAAAGUGGAGAACAAGAAACAAUACCAGGCCUACCUUGACGAGUUAAAAGGCGUUCGGGAGGAGCUUGGUCAGUGA